AUGAGAAGACACAAGCAAUUCCACAAGUCCCUGCCGACAUCAACUUACGCCAAAACCCUCCCCAAGACUACAAACUACGUCGAGAUCAAAAAGGCUCCGUCGAAGCUCGUCGCCUACACCGUGACAGUCCAGUUCGCGGAAAAUGGCGACUCAAGGUUCCCCCUGCUGUCCAAAGAACAACCGCAGCGUCGCCGAGAGCUUAGGCGGGUCUUCGAAAGCUUGAAGCAUCUUCAUCCGCUACAUUCGCGGACGGACUGGUCGACGGACCUCACGAAUGUUUGGUCUGUCAAGAAGUUGUUCGAUGGUACAGAGCUCACAAUAUCCGACAUCAAGUACUUCAAGUCGAACGGACAUUCGGCCUCUGUGCCCCGGGUUACCUUCACCUUGGACGGAGAACUCGACCUGAGCCGCGGUCACCUGGAUCUGAUUGAGGCAAAAACCGCUGAUGGUAGUACCGACGCCGGCAUUAAAGCGCGGGCUCUUAAUGGCAUCGUCUCGACUUUCAUGUUCCUUUCGACCUCGACGCCCAUCACACAAAUUGGUGCCAACCGGUUCUUUCUCACGGACGCAUACGAAGAUCUAGGCCCAGACUGCCCAUUCUUCACUCUUCGCGGGUACCUUUCGUCAAUUCGACCAGGCAACGAUCGCAUGCUUCUCAAUAUCAACACGACAACGUCGGCUUUCUUCAAGCCGGUUCUUGUUUCACAAUUCUUCCGGAUUAUGCUCCAAUCUGGCAUGAAGGAGUGGAUGAUUAAAGGUCUCCUGAGGAAGCAGGUAGUCCGGAUCACCUAUGAGAGGCCUGUUCGUCCAGGAGCUUCGGUUGACAUCAAUGGGGAAGAGGCUCGGAGAAAACAAAUUGCAGGUUUCGGAGAGGUUCCAGGGGAGCAAACUUUCCUAUUGGAUGGCAAAGAGACGACCGUAUUCGAUUACUUCAAAGAUUCCCCUGGGUGUCCCCUCCGACGCAGCAGUACGAUGCCCUGCGUUAAUAUCGGGGCGAACCGCCCGGGCAGAGAACAGUGGAUUCCGGCGGAGUUUCUGGAGCUCGACUUUCCGCAGUUGUACAGAGCACUCCUUCCCUCUGCCUUCACCGACAGGAUGAUGAGCGUUGCUCUCCGCGGUCCGGCAGCAAAUGCGAAUCUCAUCGUCAACGAGGGCCUGGAGGAGAUUGGCUUCGAGAUUGACGAUAAGCUUAUCGAUGUCCCGGCGCGUAUCCUGGAUGGACCAAAGCUUCAAUAUGCUGCUAGAAAAGGAAAGGCCCAGCCAGUGUCGCCGCAGUUUGCCAGCUGGAACCUGGUUGACCAACAGAAACGGAAACAUUCCUUUGCGGUACCAUCAGUUGUUCCUAGAAUCGGAAUACUCACACUGGGACAAUCACGAGUAGAUCCUCAACGACUAGCUCGAGAGCUCCGCAGGGUGCUGAAAGAACACGGUGUUGAGGUCACAAACGCAUCACUGUGGCACAAGGUCGCAAUGCCACGACCAGACCAAGAAGGCAGCUAUGUCGCCUCAAUGAAGGACAUCAUUCUCAACAUUGAGGAGGGCAUGAGAGAAAACGCCAUAACCCUGGUCCUUCUUCCUAAGCAAGAUGCAGACCUCUAUGCGGCCCUGAAGACGAACAAACUAUUUCAAACCGACCAGCCUCUCUCAAACAUUGCUCUGAAGUUCUCGUUAAAGACAGGAGGUCGACCUCACCAGAUCGCCGGUGGUAUUCGCGCUUUGGGUAGCGAUACCAUGAUCAUCGGUGCGGACGUCACGCAUCCAUCUGCAGAUGCACGUGCGCAUUGCCCCUCGGUUGCUGCAGCUGUCGGAAGCUUCGAUGAAUUUGCAGUCAAUUACACAGGCUCCAUAAGGUUGCAAAAGAGCCGCCAAGAGAUCAUCGAAGACAUUGGCGGAAUGACGACCGAGCUCCUUAACUUGUAUGGAGCCAAGAACAAGAAAUUUCCUUCCAACAUUGUGUACUACAGGGAUGGAGUGGGCGAGACGCAAUAUGACGCCAUCCGCAAAAUGGAGAUAACGUCGAUCGAGCAAGCUUGGAUGGAUCUCAAGAAAUCCGGCAAGCCUGCGAGUACCACGACAGUGAAGAUUACCUGCAUGGUUGUGGGCAAGAGACACCACACCAGGUUCUUCCCCAAGAGCCAAAAAGAUGCAGACCGAUCGAACAACGUGAAGCCGGGGUUGGUAGUGGAUUCAGUGAUUACCCACCCCUACUGCUUCGACUUCUAUCUCCAAUCACAUGCUGCUGUCAAGGGAACAGCAAGGAGUGCCCAUUACUUCUUGCUCCGCAACGACAUGAAGCUCGAUGCCAAGCAGCUUCAAGAAUUGACUCACGCUCUUUGCUACACGUACGGUACUGCCACCAAGGGCAUAUCAUACUGCGCCCCUGCAUAUCUUGCAGACAAACUCUGUGAGCGCGGAAGGUAUUACAUUCGCGACUGGCUCCUCGGUCGCCCUGGCUUAUCCUCAAUGAUCCCGCCGUACAGCAGGAGUAUGGCGCCUACUGUCCAGGACCAUGAACGGCUAGUAGCAAGGCGCUUGAACGUUUCCCGCCCGUUCAAUAUUUGGGAGACCGCUCAGAAUGGAAGGUUCAAGGGAAGGAUGAACCCUUGGCACCAGAACCUAGACGACAAGAUGUUCUGGAUUUGA
This is a messenger RNA of Lasiodiplodia theobromae, 2643 nucleotides long. RefSeq names its product RNA interference and silencing protein. The coding region runs from base 1 to 2643 and encodes 880 amino acids. Gene Ontology annotation, molecular function: nucleic acid binding; protein binding. The transcript is spliced from 7 exons. NCBI's taxonomy places the organism in Eukaryota, Fungi, Ascomycota, Dothideomycetes, Botryosphaeriales, Botryosphaeriaceae. The record is from RefSeq and is a predicted model, not a curated record.